This is a messenger RNA of Trichoderma aggressivum f. europaeum, 927 nucleotides long. RefSeq lists its product as uncharacterized. NCBI's taxonomy places the organism in Eukaryota, Fungi, Ascomycota, Sordariomycetes, Hypocreales, Hypocreaceae. The record is from RefSeq and is a predicted model, not a curated record. The coding region runs from base 1 to 927 and encodes 308 amino acids. The transcript has 2 exons. Gene Ontology annotation, molecular function: oxidoreductase activity, acting on the CH-OH group of donors, NAD or NADP as acceptor.
AUGGGCUUACCAUCCAUCAAGAACAUCCGCAAAGCGGCCUACCCAACCAUCGACCCUAAGCGGCCGGAAAACAGCCAGGCUGGCCGGAUUGUCCUCAUCACCGGCGGCCACUCCGGAAUUGGAUAUGCCAUUAGCAAAGCCUUCAUCUCCGCAAAUGCCAGGCGCAUUGUCAUCUUCGGUCGCAGAGCUGAUGUUUUGGAAUCGGCUGGUGAACAGCUUGUUGCGGAGGCCAAACAACUCGGAUCACCCACCAUUGUAGAUACUCGCAGUGGUGACAUUGCCGAUCCCGCCUCGGUCAAAAAGUUGUUCUCUGGCUUGAAAGAAGAUUGCAUUACCCUCGAUGUCUUGGUCCUUAACGCGGCAACGGGUGGAACGCCCAAAAAGAUGGUCGACAUGCCCUUGGACGAAUUUUGGGGAGACUAUCACAUCAAUGUCCGCUCUACAUUUGACCUUAUUCAACACUUUUAUCAUCAAAAGUCUGGAGGUCCAAGAUACGUUGUCAAUAUUUCCACUCUGAUCACAUAUGUCUGGCACUUGUCAGGGAAGCCGUCAUACGGAUUGACCAAGAACGCCAGUCUGGGUAUCGCCCAGCAAUUCGCCCAAGAACACGAAGCGGAAGAAAUGCAAAUCGUUAGCUUUCAUCCAGGUGCUGUUCUUACACCCAUGAGUCGCGCAGAUGGAUUCAAUGAGAGCUCUCCAAUUAACUGGGAUAAUGAAGAAAGCCUGCCUGCUGCCCUAAGUGUCUGGGCCGCAACUCCCGCUGCUGCCUUCCUUCACGGCCGCUUUAUCUGGAGUAAUUGGGAUGUUGAGGAGCUUAGAAGUGGCGAGGCAGCCAAAUUGAUUGACAGCGAUCCCAAUUAUCUGAGAAUUGGUGUCAGUGGUCUCACUGAGAAAGAUGCGAUUGCCACUGUUAUGAAAAAGCCUUAA